Molecule: messenger RNA, 1827 nt
Organism: Colletotrichum truncatum
Lineage: Eukaryota; Fungi; Ascomycota; Sordariomycetes; Glomerellales; Glomerellaceae
Product: siderophore iron transporter 1
Biological process (GO): intracellular iron ion homeostasis; transmembrane transport
Cellular component (GO): plasma membrane; vacuolar membrane; endosome
Molecular function (GO): siderophore-iron transmembrane transporter activity
Source: RefSeq, a predicted model, not a curated record
AUGGCCUCCGCUGAUCCUCAAAGGGGCCUUGAGCACCCUUCCCCGGAAAUCGUUCCGGAAAAGUCCACCCCCGCCACUGACGCCGCUGCUGUUCCGGCGCCCGCUGCCCAUCACAAAUCGGCCCACACCAUGGGCUCCAAGUCUCCCGGUGUCGUGAGAAUCGAGGCCAUCUCUCAGGCCAUCACCCGUACUGACCGCAUCUUCAUCUUCUUCGGCGUCUUCCUCGUCGCCUACGCCUACGGCCUUGACGGUACCCUCCGCUACGCCUACCAGCCCACCGCCACCAACGAUUAUGCCAACCACUCCCUGCUCGCCAGUAUCAACGUCCUCCGCUCCGUCAUCGCCGCCGCCGCCCAGCCCACCUCCGCCAAGAUUGCCGACGUCUUCGGCCGUGUCGAGCUCCUCUGCGUCUCCGUGCUGUUCUACGUCGUCGGCACCAUCGUCGAGACUUGCGCCACCAACGUCCAGUCUUUCGCCGGAGGUGCUGUGCUGUACCAGAUCGGUUACACAAUGAUCAUGCUCCUUGUCGAGGUCAUCGUUGCUGACAUCACCUCCACCCGUGCCCGUCUGCUCUUCAGCUACAUCCCCGCCCUGCCCUUCAUCAUCAACACCUGGGUCAGCGGUGAAAUCUCCCAGCGCGUCCUCAAUGAGAGCACCUGGCAGUGGGGUAUCGGCAUGUGGUGCAUCAUCUACCCCUUCUGCGCCCUGCCCCUCAUCAUCAGCUUGACCAUCGUCGGCCGCCGCGCCAAGCGCAUGGGUCUGCUCAACUCGUACCAGUCCUCCUUCCACGCCCUCGGCCCCAAGGACUUCAUCAUUCAGCUCUUCUGGCAACUGGAUGUCAUUGGCAUCAUCCUCGUCAUUGCCGUCUUCUCCUUGGUUCUGGUUCCCUUCACCAUUGCCGGCGGCUUCCAGACCAAGUGGCGCGAGGCUCAUGUCAUCGCUCCCCUCGUCAUCGGCAUCCUCUGCAUCCCCGCCUUUGUCUUGUGGGAGCGCCGCGCCCCUCACCCCCUGGUUCCCUUCCACCUCAUGAAGGACCGUGGUAUCCUCGCACCCCUGGGUAUCGCCCUGUUCCUGAACUGGUGUUGGUACAUGCAGGGUGACUACCUCUACACCGUCUGCAUUGUCGCCUUCGACUUCAGCAUCGCCGCCGCCACCCGUGUCACCUCGCUCUACUCCUUCUGCAGCGUCAUCACCGGCUUCAUCCUGGGCUUCGUCGUUUUUAGGGUCCGCCACCUCAAGUACUUCAUCGUCGCCGGAACCAUGCUCUUCAUGGUUGCCUUUGGCCUCCUCAUCCGCUACCGUGGCUCCCCCUCCGGCCAGAGCGGCAUCAUCGGCGCCCAGGUUCUGCUUGGUAUCGCCGGUGGUAUGUUCCCCUACCCCGCCCAGGCCUCGCUGCAGACCAGCCUCAAGCACGAGCACCUCGCCAUCAUGACCGGUCUUUACCUUGCCACCUACAACAUCGGCUCCGCCUUUGGUAACACCAUCUCCGGAGCCAUCUGGACCCAGGUUCUCCCCGGCGUCCUCGAGGAGAAGCUCGCGCCCUUCAACAACGCGACCAUUGCGACCCUGACCUACGCCUCGCCCUUCAACGCCAUUGCCGAGUACCCCAUCGGAACCCCCGAGCGAUCCGCCAUCAUCGACGCGUACCAGCACGUGCAGCGCCUGCUUACCAUCACCGGUAUCUGCCUCACUGUUCCCUUGAUCGCCUUCGCCUUCCUCCUGAGGAACCCCAAGUUGAACGACCAGCAGACUCUGGCCGUCGAUUCGGACAGCGACAACGAGGCCGGUCGCAACAAGGACCAGAACGACCUUGUCACCAAGAUCUAA